This is a messenger RNA of Acanthamoeba castellanii str. Neff, 630 nucleotides long. RefSeq lists its product as uncharacterized. Lineage: Eukaryota; Discosea; Longamoebia; Acanthamoebidae. Bases 1 to 630 code for a protein of 209 amino acids. The transcript is spliced from 4 exons. The record is from RefSeq and is a predicted model, not a curated record.
AUGAAGAGGAAGGAGAGAGAUGAAGCCGAAGAGGGAGACCAGCGUGAAGAAGAAGUAGAAACCAAAUCCGAGAAGGAAGAGGGCGUAAAAAGGCUCAAGGAGGACACUGCAGUGCGGGCGCCCUCUGCUCUCCACGAUUCGGUCGUACACGAGCUUCGCCGCUUGGGCCAACUGGCGCCGUCAUUCGUUGAGCUCAACUCGUUCGCGUUCCCCUCCGACGUGCUGUUCGAGAGCGAGGCGUGGGACCUGUGCGAGGUCGAGCUGAGGAACUGGUGGGCACCGUCGACCCGCGGUGGAAGACCUGCUGUCGAGAUCGGGUCGGCCAAGCGACGAAGCAGCGACACUUACAAGGAUGGUCGCGAUGGCCCGAUUGGAGCGGACGACGAGGGCAUCCCGCUUGCCGACUUCCUCGCUGGUCUGCAAGUCCCUGGAGACGAAGAGGAGGACGACGACGACCAAGACGAUGAUGACGAUGGCGGUGACAACGCUGACCCCUAUUCGGGGUUCAUCUCCGCCAUUGUCGCCGGCGAGGAGCUGCCGUCAGAGGACGAAGACGACGACGACCACGACGCCGACCAGGACGACGAAGAAGACGCCGACUUCGAGCUCGAAGAUGAGGGCGAUGACUAG